UCUAUCUGACACUCUGAAACUUCAAAAAACCCCAAAAAGCUAAUUUCAGUUAAACCCCAAAUCAGGCCUUCAAACCCUUCUCACCAAAUCCUCGAAACCCACAUCCAAAAUGUGGCCAAAAAUCUUCAAAAGCACCCAAAAUUUCUGUGGUUUAGAUUUCGGAUUUUCUCAUUACCAGCGGCUGCAAUUCUCGUCCAUGCAUGCUGCGUCUCACCGCUUUUCAGAGUUUCUAAAUUGGAUGAUUCACCAUUGUUGAGUUUGUGCAAGGAGAGGGAGGAGUUGAUUAUGGCUGCUGCAGAUUGCCGGUAUGCUCUAGCUUCCUCACACAUUUUGUACAUCCGAGCCCUCUUGGAUGUGGGCGAUGCUCUUUCUCGGUUUGUUGAUGAAGGGGUGGUGAGUAGUGUUGAUCUGCCACAGAAUUCAGUAUCUAAGGAGUGCCGGGACCCAGAGUGCAUUGAUGAGUCUCAGACUUCAGCCUCUGAUGAUGAGUCCCGUUCUUCAGUGUGUAAUGAUGAGUCACCAAUUUCAGUUUCUAAUGAUGAGAUCUUGGGGGAGGAUGCACACUUGGUAUUUUCUCUCUCAGACUCUGAUUCUGAUUCUGAAUUGGGGUCGUUACCAAGUAAUUUUGAUUUUGAUGAAAUGGAAUUGCUGGGACUUUCUUCAGUGAGGGAUCAAUUUCAAACUAGUCCUAAUCCAAAUGUAUCCCAUGUGAAGUCACCCGUGCAGGCACCCUCCACAGUAUAUGAGCAUCAUCCAGUUUAUCCUGUGACAGUUCAGUGGCAAGAAUCAUCACGAUCAGCCCCAAGGCAUCCCAGGUUUGGAAAUGAGGCAUCCUCCUUUGUUCCUAUUAAUGUGCCGCUCUAUGAUCUUAUACACCCUCAAGAUGGAAAUAGUGCAUCUUCUUCUGCUCCAAUGAAUGUCCCACACUAUGAUCUUAUGCGCCUUCAAGGCAGAAAUGGGGCAUCCUUUGAUGCUCCAAUCAAUUUUCUGCGGGAAGAUCUUAGGCACCUUCAAGGUGGAGAUGGGGCAUCUUUUGAUGUUCCAAGUAAUUCUCCAUCCAGGGGUCUAAGGUUCCCUCAGUAUGGAAAUGGGAUGCCUCUGGGGGUUUCUAUGGAUAUAUGGCAUCGUGUCUCUCAUGGCAGUCAGGUACAGAAUACUCCCUCUGCUCCUGUUCUUAUGUCUGCUCAACCUGAACUCACUAGUUGGGAGUACUUCAAUCCCUUUAGUUCGAUCGAGGAUAUAUGUCUCAACUACUAUUCUCAGGAUAGAUAUGAAACUGAGUCUAGUAAUAAUAUCCCUCAUUUUAGUGAAGUGAGACAGAGGGAUGGGAUUCCUGUCUUGGAAGAUGAACUGAAGCAAGAUCCAGUGAAAGAAGCUCCAGAGAAGAUACAACUGGAGGGACAUGUAAAAGGGGGUUAUGGUGAUGGUGUUUCUGAGACUGUACCACUGAGAAAUGAAGGGGAUGCAGGGUUAGCUUCAGCAAAAGAGCUUAAGAGUGGACUCAAUGCCACUAAAGGCAUUGAGGGCGAAGCUAACACUGCUGAGGAGGGCAGUUCUGAUGCCCUUGAAUCAAAGACCAUGGAGGAGGAGAAUGACAGGAAGAAAGGGAAGAGCCUUCAGGAAGUGGUCAAGGAAAUUAAAGGUGCAUUCCUGUCCACCUUUAAUUAUGGGAAAGAAGUGUCCAUGCUGCUGGAGGCAGGCAAGCUGCCUUAUCAGUAUACAGGCACCAUAUUUAAGGUGGUCUCCUCUCGGAUCUGGGAUUGCAUUGGUCCUUCAUCCUCCACUCAUCUGCCGUCAAGACAGUCAAUUUUCAGAUCCUUCAAAAUUGCUAAUGCUAACAAGAAGGAUCUGGAGAUGGAUGUUUUCAUUAAAUCUGGAAACCUCUCAUCAACUUUGGAGAAGCUGUGUGUGUGGGAGAAGAAACUUUAUGAGGAAGUUAAGGAUGAAGAGAAACUUAGGGUUGUGUAUGAUAAGGAAUGCAAGAGGCUCAAAGAUUUGGUUCAGAAAGGUGCUGAGUCUAGUAAAGUUGAAGUAGUUUCUGAUUCAGUUCAAAGAUUGCUUUUAAAAAUCAAUGUUACUAUGACUGCUGUUGAUGCAAUAUCAAGGAGGAUAAACAAGUUACGGGAUGAAGAAUUGCUGCCACAACUGAGUGAAUUGAUCCAAGGAUUGAUAAGAAUGUGGACAUUUAUGGCCGAGUGCCACCAGAAGCAGUUGCAGGACAUCAUGGAGGCAAAUCCUCAUGUUCAAGUGGCAAGUUGUGGAAUUACAGGAGAUUCCAGCUUGAAAGCAACUCUGAAGCUGGAGAUGGAGUGCCUGAAAUGGGCAAAAUGCUUUGGGGAUUGGGUCAAUGCCCAAAAAUCCUUUGUCAAAUUCUUGAAUGGGUGGCUUCUCAAGUGCAUAAUUCAAGAACAAGAAAAAACUCCUGAUGGCAUUGCCCCUUUCUCUCCAGGCAGAGUAGGGGCUCCAGACACUUUCAUUGUCUGCAAGGACUGGUACCAGGCAGUUGAGAGGAUGUCAGAAUCCCGAGUAUUCGAAGCCAUUCAUGACUUUGCCUCGAGAUUGCACCAGCUGAGGGAGAAGCAAAGUGAGGAACAUCAGCAAAGAGUCAAAGCAGAGUAUCUGUUCAAGGAUUAUGAGAGAAGGGUAAGAUCUUUCUAUGAAGAAAGAGGGAUAAAUUGGGGUGGUAAUGUAACUGCAGCCAGUGGAGUUGCAGGGCUCGAUGAAUUGGACGGGACGAUAGAGUUAAUGAAGAAGAGAUUGGAUAAGCAAACGAUAAGACAUGGAGAAGCCAUGAAACAAGUUAAUGAUGCAGCUUCAAGUAGCUUAAGGAGUGGUAUGAUCUCGAUUUUUGAGGCAUUGGAGAGCUUCUGUUUAGACAGCUUGCGAGGGUAUGAGCAAAUAAGGAACCCGACGUGAGAGGAAGGAUAGAGAGAUGAAAUUUUGUUCUAUUGUUUUUCUUGUUUGAUGAGUUUUCAAAAGCUGUACAUGUAGAGAAUAAAACUUUUGUUAGUCAACAGUGUUUAGCCAUAACCAAACUCUGAU
This is a messenger RNA of Vitis riparia (riverbank grape), 3042 nucleotides long. RefSeq names its product protein ROLLING AND ERECT LEAF 2-like. The record is from RefSeq and is a predicted model, not a curated record. NCBI's taxonomy places the organism in Eukaryota, Viridiplantae, Streptophyta, Magnoliopsida, Vitales, Vitaceae. The transcript is spliced from 5 exons. The coding region runs from base 286 to 2916 and encodes 876 amino acids.